AGUACUCGUACCGCCCUUCACGGACGACGCGGCCAUAUGAGAUCCGAAACAUUACUAGCAGCAACGAUGACCUCUCCGAAUCUUGUAACAUCCGAGGAUCUCCUCGUCUGCAACACCUGCGGCGCACAAUAUGACGUCGACGAGAGCGUGGGCAAGGACAGUUGUAGAAUCUGCGAUGACCCUCGACAAUUCAUCCCCCCGGGAGGCCAGUCGUUCACCACCCUAGGCAGACUCAGGGCCGACGGCAAGCACACGAACGUCUUUGAGCAGUGCGAGCACAAUCACUCGGUCAUCGAGAUCCACACGGAGCCAAAGUUCGGCAUAGGACAAGGGGCGCGUCUGAUCCGCACACCGCACGGCAAUGUCCUUUGGGACUUGAUCGCGUAUCUGGACCAGGAGACCGUCGACAAGAUCACCGAAUUAGGCGGGUUGAAAUUCAUCAUCAUUUCUCAUCCUCAUUUCUACACAACGUGGGCAGACUGGUCGGCAACAUUCAAUUGUCCAGUGUACAUGACCGAAGUCGACUCAGUCUGGGCCAAUCGACGAGACUCGCCCACCGCAACGCUCAAGCUCCUUAACGAACCGACAACCGAACUCCUACCCGGUCUCACCGCAGUGAUAUGCGGCGGCCACUUCCCCGGCAGCAUGGUCCUGCAUUCCGCGCCACCAAAUACACCGAUCCCAACGCUGUUUGUUGCGGAUACCAUUUUCGCUGUGGCGUCGGGACAUAACCCCGACCCGGGCAAGCGGAAGGAUACGAUAGCGUACCAAUUUCUCUGGAGUAUUCCGAAUUACAUUCCCUUGCCGCCAGAUACGGUGAUGCAGAUCUGGAAAGCGUUGAAGCCGUUUGAGUUCAAAGCCACGUAUGGCGUGUUCGCCAAGAUGGCCAAUGUUUUUGAGAGACCUGGUCAGACGUUAAGUUUGAAGGGGAGAGUCCUGCAGAGUGCCAAAAUUGCCGUGAGGGCCAUGGGGUAUUCAGAGCAUGCCAUUUUUGCGGAGGAAUUGUAGCUCCAAGUGAUCAUCCAGCAGGGACAGCACUACAGCUAUGGGCCAACGAUGGUGAUUGCUGAGUUGGAGCACUGUCGUCUAGUCUCGUUGAUCCUACUUCGUAGGGUAGGUCGUAAAUGCCACCUCAGACCAAGAGGACUGCGUUCAGA
Exophiala xenobiotica is the source of this 1157-nucleotide messenger RNA. RefSeq lists its product as uncharacterized. The record is from RefSeq and is a predicted model, not a curated record. The coding region runs from base 37 to 1008 and encodes 323 amino acids. Lineage: Eukaryota; Fungi; Ascomycota; Eurotiomycetes; Chaetothyriales; Herpotrichiellaceae. The transcript is spliced from 6 exons.